Messenger RNA from Cephus cinctus (wheat stem sawfly), 3723 nucleotides. RefSeq names its product splicing factor, suppressor of white-apricot homolog (gene su(w[a])). NCBI's taxonomy places the organism in Eukaryota, Metazoa, Arthropoda, Insecta, Hymenoptera, Cephidae. Gene Ontology annotation, biological process: RNA processing; mRNA 5'-splice site recognition. Gene Ontology annotation, molecular function: RNA binding. The record is from RefSeq and is a predicted model, not a curated record. The transcript is spliced from 8 exons. Bases 1091 to 3535 code for a protein of 814 amino acids.
AUGGUGGCGUUGAACAUUCCAAGAACCGACCCGACUGGACCGGAACAAUUCAUGCCAGGGAACUUCAGUCAACCCAGUCAACCUAGCAAACACGUCGCAUUAUUUCUACGAUCACCAGCACGUCUACUGGUAGAAACCGCUCAUUAAUCCACAUGUGUAGCAGCAUAUCGUGAAAAAUGGCGUCGAAGAGCCAAAGAUGGCUGGUUGAUUCGGGAAUUCUACGUAAAAAGAAUUGUGAAGAGGAACCGCAGGAGCUGUUGGUGUUCGGAUAUAGCUGCAAAUUAUUUCGGGACGAUGAGAAGGCGAAAAUGAUUGAUCAGGGGAAGCAUUUGAUACCAUGGAUGGGCGAUAACACAUUGAAGAUAGACAGUACUUUUAACGCUUAGAGGAAUGAUAUCUCAGACCAAAAGACAAAGUGAGAUGCCGAUCAGAUGGAAGAAUUCAAGUUCGGCACCUGCACAAUUAAUAAUGUAUGGAUAAGCAAUCUGGAGACUGUUUAAGGUUUCCGCAGGUGUUCAAGCCGCGAAGGCGCUGUGUGGCAGCGCGAAAUGCGCUCUGCACGGGCGCAGAGUAAGGUGCUUUCUUGAAGUGGUGCCUCCGGCUGACCGUCGGCGCUGCAGCAAGGUGAGACACAGCGUAGAGAGACAAAAGGCUGCUGACGACUGCACGUAUUGCAGUCGCUCAGCAUGGUAUGUAUUAGCGUCACUAUAGUCAGAAGGGACAGGAACAACGACUAAAUGUUGGAUCAAACAAAAUUUAGUUCUGCUCACAUUUUAGUCCAAUGUUACUAUUCUAAAAUAUAUCAUUGAAAAUUAAUUUGAAUGGAAAUUUUUCAACUCUGACAAAUUAUAUUCCUAUAACUCGUUUACGUACAGUUAUAAUAUAUUCCUUACAACAUACUUUUCCCUUAUUGGGUCUAUCUUAAAUUUGUUCACGACUGGUUUCCAUUAUUUUACUCAGUCAAACAUUAAUGGACAUGACAGUUUAGGCAUUAUCUACUGCCAGUACAGUAUAGGAUCAUUUAAUUGUUUGAAAUAUUGAAUAACAAACGUGUCUUUGUCGUCAUUCACAGGAUUCACCCUGGCGAUAUAUGCUUACCAAGGCUGUUUUAUUUUCAGAUGCUGACUGCAGCCAUAACCUUUUACACCUUAAACAUUUUCCUUCUUUAAUUCGACAAUUAUAUGUCUCUAGAUACGAUGGACGUGGAGCCUUGGGGGACUUAAGGAUACAUGAGCCUCCUACUGGUGGCUUUGACCAACGUACAAUCCUUACGGAAGAUGAACUGAAGGUUGAACAACUGUGUGAUGAGGAGCGAUAUAGAUCUCUGUAUAGUAACGAUGCAGAGGAGACAAUGUAUCAUGAAGAGGAGAUGAAGAGACUGCACCAAGCGCUGGAUUCGGAAAACACUUACGGCCAAGUAGCGUACAACUAUAAUGAAGAUGAAGACAGCCAAAAAGCCACAUGUGAAGAUUCACAAAGUUCAAAACAGUCCGAAGGUUCUCAAGAAGAGGAGGAUCAAGCUUUCCUUCCGCCUCCCGAACUCGAGAUUCCACGGGGCGUUAUGCUUCCUGAAACACAAAAGCUGAAUGCAAUCAUAACAAAGACCGCACUUUUUAUAAGUCGUCAAGGUGGCCAAAUGGAGAUCCUAAUAAAAGCCAAACAAGCAAACAACCCGCAAUUCGCUUUCCUCUCAAUAGAUGGUGCGCUACAUCCAUACUACAGAUAUAUGCUAGAAGCCAUUAAAUCUGGGAAAUAUAACCCAGAGAAGCAGCCUGAAAAAGAAGAAUCUGACCCUGAGGAAGAGUCCGAUGGAGAUGACGGCAGUUACCUUCACCCGAGUCUCGCGCCGUCAUUUACAAAAGUGGAAGCGGCACCCAGUAUACCGAGCAUACAGUACAAGCCCUCGGCAGAUUGUGCCUAUUCCAUGCUAGUCAAUAAAAUCACUGGGAAGCCGCCACCGUCGAAGAUGCCACCUCAACAGACCGAAGUACCGGCUCAGCCAAUGCCGCCACCAACUGAAUACUAUCAUCAGGUGCCGUCGCAGGGGUACCCGACCUGUUCUACAACACCACAACAGUACUCUCAUGGUCCGGUAAUAUACGGUCCUAAUGGUCAAGUACAGUCACCAGCUCAAAUUGUAUCCUCAUGCGUACCAUCCAUUCCAUCAUACAGUGACGUCCACGUGACUCAAUCACAAAUCAAAGAUUCAUUAGUGGCUCCAUUAGUUCCCUAUGGUCCUGCACCCCCUAAACCACUGAGUAGGCCAUCGUUUAUCGUACCACCAGCAGACGUUCAAAUAAUCAUUGACAAAAUGGCUAGUUACGUGGCUAAGAACGGUCGGGACUUCGAGGCCAUUGUGAAGAAUAAGGGUGACCCUAGAUUCAACUUUCUUGAACUAUCUCACCAAUACCAUGGUUAUUACGCUCACAAAUUGACCAUGUACGAGGGUGCUAUAAAUCCCAGAGUCCUCACAGAGGAAGAACUUCUUCAGAAGCAAGAACCGCAAGAGGAAAAACAGAAAAAACUCGAGGAGUUGCAAAAGAAACAGCAAAGAAUGGAGGAAGUGCAGAAAAGAGUGAAGAUGAUACAGGCAAAGAAGAAGAGCGACGUCAAAGGUGAACAGAAUACGGGAAACAAACAAAUUACCACGGUCUCUUUUUCAAUAAAAAAGCCCAAGGAAGGUGAAGCAACAGUUAUGGAGAAGCGCAGCGCAUUGCCAAUGGAAGAAAGCGAUGAUGAGAGCGAGAAUGACAGGAAAGAGGUGAACUCGAAAUCCAAUUCGCCGCAAAACCUUAUCGAAGACGUACUAAGUACAAAAACAGAGAAGGAAACAUCAAGGGAGGAGGAGAAAAGACCAAAAAUUGAGGAGCGUGACUUUGUCGAUCUUACCGAUGAUAUUCUGGAGGAUUGCCAGAAGGAGGCCAGGAACAAACAGGCAGAGGAGAGAAUUAAGGACAAAUUGGCUGCUGCCGCAAGAGACAAGCUGGCAGCGACCUCCAGAGAAAGGUUAUUGCAGCUGGAAAGGAAGAAAAAGGCGGCUAUGUUUCUUAGCCAAAUUCAAGCACCAGUAACGAAUAAACCAAUCAUUACAAUGGCAAUAAAUUUGACCGCCAAUCUUAAGAAAGAUGCAGACUCGGACGAAGUGCAUUCGGUGCCGUCACCGACGCUCGAGAACGACGACUGCGAGGAAUCCAAGAGUAACAGUAAUACUCUGAUGAACAGACUGAAGAGUGCGGAUCUUAGUGGAAAACGAUCCAGACCUCGCUCCAGGAGUCGUAGUACAAGUGGAAGCCACACUGAUCGACACAAACAGCACAAGAAACACAAGAAAAAGAAAAGCUCGCACAAAAGUUAUGAAAGUCCGAGUAGCUCGAAGUCACGCAAGUCAAAGAAGAGCAACAAAAAAUCAUCGUCAUCGUCAUCAUCUUCAAGGCACAGAUCACGAUCGCGGACACCAUCUUACAGACAUCAGCACCGAUCAAAGCACCCGCGUAGGCCAAGCAAUUCCAGCGAUACGGAUUCAAGUUCACCUUGAGCAUCGUUUGCCAUUAUCUGAUUUCGAAAUAUUGCGAUAAGAGGACCGUGUAAAGAUGUAUAUAUAAUAUACGAUAGUCGCUAACAGAGUUAAUAUCCAUUUUGUCAAAAACAAAAUAAAAAGGAGAAAUGGAUGGUCAAUAAAAGUAAGCUCAUGUGAAACCUGUGCAUGAAAUUGACGUUGAAGAA